Messenger RNA from Bufo bufo (common toad), 1597 nucleotides. RefSeq names its product regulator of G protein signaling 17 (gene RGS17). The transcript is spliced from 3 exons. Lineage: Eukaryota; Metazoa; Chordata; Amphibia; Anura; Bufonidae. The record is from RefSeq and is a predicted model, not a curated record. Bases 62 to 514 code for a protein of 150 amino acids.
CCUCACUGUUAGGAAUGAAGAUAGAGGUGAAAAUUCAGGAAGAACGCCCCACACGACAAAGAUGGAGAGUAUACAAGUUGUAGAAGAAUGCCAAAUUCCAACUACUGAGGAAAUUCUGUCUUGGUCUCAUAAUUUUGACAAGAUGAUGCGGAGUCCUGCAGGAAGAAAUCUCUUCCGAGAAUUUUUACGCACAGAAUACAGUGAAGAAAAUCUGCUUUUCUGGCUGGCAUGUGAAGACUUGAAGAAUGAACAAAAUAAGAAACUUGUCGAAGAAAAGGCUAGGAAUAUAUAUGAAGAUUAUAUCUCCAUACUUUCACCAAAAGAGGUCAGUCUUGACUCCAGGGUCCGGGAAGUGAUCAACCGAAAUUUGCUAGAUCCAACACCUCACAUGUAUGAAGAUGCCCAACUUCAGAUUUAUACACUGAUGCACAGAGACUCAUUUCCAAGGUUUUUGAACUCACAAGUAUUUAAGACUGUUCUUGAGAGUACAGAAGGUUCUACCAUUGACUCUUAGCUGUCAUCUUUGGACAAAUGACAUGGGGUUUUUGUCUCAAAAGAACAAAUAUGUAGUUUAAUAACAUCAGACACUGAGUUCCUGGAGAACUCCAGUUGUGCACUACUCAGGCUACUGUGAAGAAUUAACAAGAGAACUGCUUUCUGUCUCCAUUUUCCCAAGGGGUUUCAUGCUUGAUUUUGAGUGGACAAAAAAAAAACUACACUGGAAUUGCCACGUUUGUUUUACACACAGUUCACUUGAGCAUAGGACAUAAUGAUCUAUUUGAUGGACUAUGAAAAUACAAAUUGUUUUAUCUCAUUCUGCAUGUGUACAAAUAGACAUUCUCCUUAACUCACACACACUGCAAUAUAUAGGCAAUUACAUUAAACAUGUACUUAGCACUAUUCUAUGUGGAACUCUGCUGAAAGCAGAAACAGACCUUGGCUUGGUUUGCAUUUUCCUAUUUGACAGAUAUGUAUUGAUGAGACUAUUAUACCUUGAAAUUAUAUUUUCAGUGGUGUAAGACAAGGGAUAUUGUAAUGCCAGUACACAGGAAAGCUUAGAAUCCUUAAUGGAGGUAAUAGAGGUAGAAGUUGGAUUAUACUCACAGAUAUUCACUGCCAAAUGUGGCUUUUUUAUUUUUGUUACAGAGAUCACAAUGUCAAAGAAGCACAAACCACAUAAAGGAUAAAUGUCUGGAUGACCAAAUCUCUGAGCUGACAUUGUUUAUUGUUGUUAUUUAAGAAACAAAUAGCAUAUUUAUGUACAUUUCAGAUGUCACAUACAUAAAAUGAUUUAAUGAAACUGGCAAUCCAGUUUUAAAGUGUUGUCUAACAUAUUGUAUUUCAGCAAAAAAAAGAAAAACAUUAAAUAUCAAAGAGCUUGAUACUUUAAUAUUUUGAAUAAAAUAUAAUAAAAUGUUUACCUAUAUGUAGCAUUUGAAACAUUUUACUAGAAAAAAAAACCUGUCUUUUAAAUUAAUAUUAUUGUGUGAAAAAUGCUUUGAAUGCUUGGUUUAAGUUUGACAAGAAGUUACCUUUUCGGCAUUUACAUACACUUAAAGGUUGAUCUCUUAGCUUCUUCGCUUAUUGCACCUCGCCU